AUGUCCGCGAUAGCAGGAGCCUCCAUCUACAAGGGAGCUUGGAUCGAUUGGUCACGAGGGGUGGUGACUGGCAGCACCAUCACUCUCUCAGCCAGAUCUGACUCUGCACUCACCGCUUUCCUUGCGUUCUUCGUCACCAUUGUCGCUGGAGCUCAAAGGUUGAUCAUCAACGAUGACUGCGGGUACUUCGCCUACGACGUGAAUGCGACACUCGAGCAACGGACGUUGGCCAUGCAAAGCAAGGACCUCAAUAGCACACUCUUUGCUGCGACAUACGCGAGACAAUGCUACGAGCAGAAUCUGGGACUGGAUAAGUUGAAGUGCAGCAGUUAUACCAAACAAUAUAUCAAGUGGACAUCUUCUGAAACCGACUGUCCGUUUGACCAGUCCAUCUGCUCCGCUCCAAAAGGCUUUAAGCUUGAUUCCGGUCUUAUUGACUCCCACGUCGACCUGGGUAUCAAUGCUCCUCAUGCUGAUCGAGUCGGCUUCCGCAGAGUGACCACCUGCUCGCCGCUCAGUGUUCAGGAGCCUUACGUCUCAGUCAUUACAUCGACAGGCAAUGACAGUCUCGGCGUCGAAGGGGACAGGAUCAGGAAGUACCAGUACGGAACGUUUAUCCAGAGCGCCAUCGACCUUAAUACAACGUACCUAUAUAAUCAGCACGCUUUCAUCGAUGGAUAUGGCUAUGAGCUCAGGUCGGUAAAGUUUUGUGACCCUCGCGAGACAUCAGCUGACCAUUCAAGUGCUGUACAAGCUCCUCUCGAAAGCAGUUCAUGGAUACCAAUUCCCGAGCUCGUGCGCACCGAUGCCGACGUCACGUUGAUCUUCCUCGCCUCAAACGCUAUCAAGUACAACCAUCCCACCAACGAUCCAUUUUUCAGUGCAAACUUCUACAUAGCUCUGGGUUCCUAUGCAGGCAUCAAUUUAUCCUAUUAUUCAGCAGACGACUUUGUCUCGGUCAUGGCAUGCGCUGAUCAAUACCAAUACUGCAAGGGCAGUGAUCCGACGAAGUGUACGCCGUUGACAGGCUACGCACAAGCCGGGCUGGAAAUCAGUCCUGCAACGGCUGAUCUCAAUGAAGUCCAGCAGAUCGUCGCCACGAGGAUAGCGCUCAACACCCGCCCACUGAGCAUGUUUCACGCCAUCGGCGGACGAGGGGCACAAGCGUUACGCGUACAGGAGACCGUUGCGGACCGUGUCCAGUUGGCUGUUGUUCCUGAUAAUCAGUGGCAGAUUGAACUGGAGAGCUGCACCAAGCACGCGAAAGAUCAGAUGCCCGUGGGCACUUAUCUGCAGAAACCGCUCAAUCCGACGGAUCAGGCGAUGUGUGAGGCGCAGAAGGUCACCCUCGAGGGGAAUACCGUGUCCUUUAGCGUCCUGGGCGUGGCUAUCAUUCUGAUCCUCGGUGCUGUGAUCAUCAUAACCCAUCUCACGCUGGAGCCUACUGUAGAUUGGUUCCAGAGACGGAUGAAAUACGGCGAGUAUAAGAGGGUUCGAUGGGUCAUGGACGACAAGAUGCAGAUUCAGCGCAUGGCAUUUGAGGAGGCAGGCAUGGGUGGGACGUGGAUCAACUUGAACGGUAGUGUGCCCGUGACGCAGGAGAGGGAUGUGGUAUUUGGAGACUUGCGUGAUGUUGAUUUCGAUGCGCCUCGGCUAGGGAGCAAAUGGACGAGAAAGACGACGAGGAAGUUAAGUACGUAG
Messenger RNA from Exophiala xenobiotica, 1701 nucleotides. RefSeq lists its product as uncharacterized. The coding region runs from base 1 to 1701 and encodes 566 amino acids. NCBI's taxonomy places the organism in Eukaryota, Fungi, Ascomycota, Eurotiomycetes, Chaetothyriales, Herpotrichiellaceae. The record is from RefSeq and is a predicted model, not a curated record. The transcript has 3 exons.